Messenger RNA from Colletotrichum spaethianum, 699 nucleotides. RefSeq lists its product as uncharacterized. NCBI's taxonomy places the organism in Eukaryota, Fungi, Ascomycota, Sordariomycetes, Glomerellales, Glomerellaceae. The coding region runs from base 1 to 699 and encodes 232 amino acids. The transcript has a single exon. The record is from RefSeq and is a predicted model, not a curated record.
AUGCAUUUCUCCACCAUCUUCACCCUCUUUGCCGCUGCCGCAAGCUUUGCCGCCGCUGCUCCACCUCAAGACGCUAAGCGCGACGACACGGUCUGCGCUUCUGGUACUGGGUUCUUCCAAUCUUGUGCCAAUGGCUUUCGCGGCUGCUGUAAAUCCGAUGCUUGCACCAUCGGCUACUGCCCCGACGUGACCGGCACCUCCAACAACCCCCCCGCUGAGACCACCCCCGCUACAACGGCACACUCGAAUCACUGGCAGCCCACCGAUCCGACCGUCUGUGCUCCAGGCACUGGCUUCUUCCAGUCUUGCUCCAAUGGAUUCCGCGGCUGCUGCAAGUCCGACGCCUGCACCAUUGGUUACUGCCCGGACAUCAAGGCCUUCGAGACCGUAACUAAGGCUGCCCCCAAGACCACCCCGACUCCCACCCCGGAGGCCAAGUGUAACAAUAACGGCGAUGGCAACGCUGACCCUACCGUCUGUGCCCCCGGUACUGGUUUCUUCCAGUCUUGCUCUAACGGCUUCCGCGGAUGCUGCAAGUCUGAUGCUUGCACUCUCGGCUACUGCCCUUCCACCUCCGAGAAGCGACAGGAUCCUACUGUUUGCGCUCCCGGUACCGGUUUCUUCCAGUCUUGCUCCAACGGCUUCCGCGGUUGCUGCAAGCAGGAUGCUUGCACCAUUGGCUACUGCCCUUCCAACUAA